AUGCAAGUGCAUACUGCCACAUUUAUCGCCUCCUCUUUGAGUGGAAUUGCACUUUUGUGCAGUUUUUUGGCUCUCGGACAAAUCUUCAACAAUGUUCAAGGAUAUUGGACAGAAUUGGAUGUUGAGAUUCAAAAUUUCAGAGUUAGUUUGGAGAUUUGAAAGAAGUCACGCAGAACUUUGCACAUUUUCGUUCAGAAACAGAAAAACACCUGCUUUAUAGAAUUGGAAAAUGCUUUGACUUUCAGGAAAAUCAAAAAUAAAAACCUAGAAAAUUCAGUCGAAAAUACAAUUUCAAAGCAGUUCCCGAAAAAAUAGUUUUUCAAAAUUUCAAGAAACAAUUAGCCUUUAGAGUUUACAUGAAAAAUAACCGAGCCUAAAAAGCCUAGCAGUCGAGUACUUGAGCCUUUAGAACCUAGUUGUGGAUCAGCGCCUGAGAGCUUCUCUUAAAAGGGGCCACGCCGAGAAAGUUCAAUUUUUAGGGAUUGGUGCCUAGAGAACCUAAUUGUCAGGAAAGUGGUCUAGAAAGACACCAUUGAACUUAGAAAAUUACAAUUUCCAUCGAAAUUUGUGUUAAAAAAAACAACGAAUCAGAUUUUUCACUAGCCCAAACCAAAAUUCCAGGUCGAAACUGAUCAAAUGUGGAAAGACCUUGUCGACAUCGGAACCCAUGCCAAACGUUCUCGCAGAAAUGCCUACGAAGGUGGAUAUGCCGCAAGUGGACCAGCUCCAUCAUCAAAUAGCUACAGCGGUGCUCCAGCUCACGAUUUCGGAGCUCAAGCUCCAGCUGGACCAGCUCCAUCUGGUGGAUCGUGUCAAUGUCAAUCAGCCGCUGAGAACAAAUGUCAUCCCGGACCAGCUGGACCAAAGGGAACUCCUGGAUCACCAGGACCAAAUGGACAACCAGGAAUUGAUGGAAAACCAGGAGUUGAUGCCGAAGAUGUUUCACCCGAACCACAAGACACCGGAAUUUGCUCGUAUUGUCCAGCUGGACCACCAGGACCACCAGGACCAAAUGGAAGACCAGGACCACGUGGAAUGAAGGGAGCUGAUGGUGGACAAGGAAGACCAGGACACGAUGGUAACCCAGGACAUCCAGGAGAAAUCGGAGCACCAGGACCAUCAGGAAAAGUUGGACCAGAAGGAAGACCUGGAGAGAAAGGAGCUGAUGGUAGAAAACCAAUCGGAAGACCAGGAGCCAAGGGACAACGUGGACCACAAGGAGAACCAGGACCAGUUGGAGAUAAUGGAGCUGACGGGCCAACUGGACCAGCUGGACCAAGUGGACCACAAGGAGGGCCAGGAGGACAAGGAGAAAAGGGAUUGGAUGGUGUUCCAGGAGGAGAAGGAAAACCAGGAAGACCAGGAAAGGAUGCCGAAUAUUGUCAUUGUCCAGCAAGAGGAUCACAUGGAGGAGUUGGAGGUGGAAGAGGUGGACACGGAGGAGCUGCUGGAGGUGGAGGAGGUGGAUAUGCUGCAUAUUCAGAGGGAAGAUAA
Caenorhabditis angaria is the source of this 1494-nucleotide messenger RNA. The record is from the annotation of a GenBank genome assembly. NCBI's taxonomy places the organism in Eukaryota, Metazoa, Nematoda, Chromadorea, Rhabditida, Rhabditidae.